AUGCCUCACGCUCAUCACCAUGCUGGGAUGGGGCAUCAUGCACCAGUUCGACGGGAGGUGAUUCCUGCUGAUGAAUUGCCACUUCCCGUACCCGAGAUCCCAUCCUUCGCUUCCAGCACUCCAGCCCUGGUAGCAAGAGCCCCGAAUCCAGACUCGACAUCAACCUGCAACGAUGGAGACAAUUGUGAAAAGUCCACCAGUGAAAUGACCACGACGGUUCUGCCCGUGGUACUAGGUGCAUGUGUUCCCAUCUGCUGUGCCAUCGUUGUGCUUUUUUUGCUUCACCGAAGACACGUCAAGAGAUUAGUUCGGGAAGACGCCGAUGAUAAGCACAGGUCCCUCGACUUUGGACUCGAUGAGGUGGAGCCCAAGGGGAAGAAGCAGAAACUACAUCCACCAAUGCCUCAGACGGCUGAGCAUAAUCAUACCAAGGGACUAUCUCUCGACAUCGGCCAGCCUUAUCUGAUGCCCCCAGGAAUCCACGGCUCCACAGAUUCGCUGCAUUCACUGUCCCGAUCAAUGACUGGUGAAGAUGACAAGUACCGGCCUGCCACUAUCUUUUCUCAGGACACAGGCUCUGUUCGGUCGUUCCCCAGAGCACCCCGGGAUGAUGCAUCCAGCCUGGCUGGGUCCACAACACGCUUUGGACAUGCUGAGGAGCCUAACUCGGGUCUUCUGCGAAACGCACAGCGGAUGUCUCGUUCGUCUCCUCCGCUAUACAAUACCCCCGACGAAGCCAAUGGACAUGCCAACUCCCCCCAAGAUCGCCUUGCGCCAUUCCCUGGAUUUUCUGCAACUCCUACCGAUCGUGGUGAGCUUAUGACCGCCGGUGGCCCCAUGGCCAACGACCAGAGCAGGGACACCCGGCCCCAGGAGCCCCAGUCGAACCACACAGGUUUCCAAUUCGAACUUGACGACACGCAUAACUCAAACCCCCACCAAGACCAGCUGAACUUCCCGCUCCCGGAAUCUGCGCCAUCGCGAGAGUCCGAACAUGCCCAGUCUUCGGUGCAGCUCCCUCGCAUUUCUCUGCCAUCGAGUGAUGCGACCAGUGAUUACGAGGAUGAGCGAAAGUCGGAUCCCUCGAUCCCCGCGGUGAAUGUCAACGGGCCGUAUGCAUCGCAACACGACGCAAUCCCAAGCCACCCCCCGUUGCCCGAUCUCCCCGAAGAGCCCCAGAAUUUGGACCUGGCCUAUGACAACCGCCGGGAUACUCGCCGCCUGACUCUUGGGUUGCGUCCGCUCCCGCCGGAAGACCCGUCAGACAACCCAGAGCAGCGCGCCAACCGGAUUCGGUCGUUCUACAAGGAAUACUUUGACGAAAGCAAGACAGGACGGGAAACUACCUACUAUGAAGACUUUGGUCCAGAGUUCUACGAAGAUGGUGGGUUUGUCUAUGAUCCGGUCACCGGGGAAUAUUACGAUGCCGCUCUUGCACCGUUUGCCGAGCCGAUGGGUCGUCGAGCCAUGACUCCGCCGCCUCGUGCUCCGCCGCGUUUCCAAGGCGGUGGCCGUCACAUGGCGACCAGUUCCGCUGGCUUUAAUGGUUUUGCUCCGGGACCGCGGGCAUUCUCGUCCGCCUCCGGCCGGCUGCCCGGAGCCCGGGGUCCGCGCAAGCCGAUGCCUCCCCCGGCACCAUUGCAAACCCUGCCUACCCCUCACAUGCUGAAGGACGAUUCCAUCAUGACCGCGCUCGAUUUUGCUCCUGGGAAGAACUUCCGGGAUCAACGUGCGGGUCGUCCGGAAACGCCCAUCGGCGAGGUACGGCCCUACAGCCCGGCUGUGCGCGCCCACACCCCGCUGGCUUCUCCGUUUGAUGAACUCUCGGUGAUCCCGAGUGCGCACGCCCUGCGGAAAUCGGGGACAUAUACCAACCUGGACUUCGCGCCUCCGCCCCGGUUCAAGAACAAUGAUGCGGGCAGCGAUGCGGGCAGUAUUCGCAGCAACCGCACGGGGAUCUCGAACACGCACAUGAACAACAUCCGCAUGGGUAACUAUCGCGUUAGUCGGUUGCCUUCGGACAUGGUCGGCACCAAGCAGGACUUGAUGUCCACCCUGCGUCCAAACUGGGACAUGCGCAACUAA
Molecule: messenger RNA, 2085 nt
Organism: Penicillium alfredii
Lineage: Eukaryota; Fungi; Ascomycota; Eurotiomycetes; Eurotiales; Aspergillaceae
Exons: 2
Coding region: 1-2085 (694 amino acids)
Source: RefSeq, a predicted model, not a curated record